AUGGUGCGUGUGAGUGGGGUGUUGGGGGUGUGGGUGGGAAUUGGUCGGGGGUGGGGGGUUGUUGUGUGGGGGUUGGGGGGAUGUUGUUGGUUGGGUGUGGUGUUUGGGGGUGGUUUUUGGGUGGUGGGAGAGGGUGGAUGUGUGGGGGGGGGGGGGGGGGGGGGGGGGGGGUGGGGGGGGAAUACGGGGUGGGGUGGGGGGGGGUGGGGUUUUGUGGGGGGUGGGGGGGUUGUGGGGUGGGGGGGGGAUCGGGAGGGGUGGGUGGGGGUGGGUGUGGGAUUGGGUGAUUGGGGGGGGUUGUGGUGGGGGUGUGGGGUGGUGGGGGGGUGUAGGGGGGUGGGUGUGGGGGAGGUGUUGGGGGGUGGAGAUGGUGGGGGGUGGGUGGGGGGGGUGGGUGGUGGGUGGUAUGGUGCUGGUGUGGGGGUGAUUUGGAGGUGUGGGGGGGGUGGGUGGUGUGGUGGGUUCGGGUGUGGGGGUGGUAGGGGGUGGGGUGGGGGGUUGGGUGGGGUGGGGGGGGGUGGGGGGGGGGGUGGGGGUUGGUGGGUGGGGGGUGGGGGGGGGUGGGGUGGGGUUGUUUGGGGUUGGAGGGGUGUGGGGGAUGUUGUGGUGGGGGGGGGGGGGGUGGAGGUGGGGGGUAGGGGGGGGGGUGCUGUAGGGGGGGUUGGGGUGGGGUGGGCGUGGGGGGGGGGGGGGGUUAUGGGUUGGGGGUGGGGUGGGGGGGGGAUGUGGGGGGGGGUGGGUGGAGGUGGGGGUAGGGUGUGUGGGGGGUGGGGGGGGGGGUUUGGGGAGGGGGGGGGUGGGGGGGGGGGGGGGGUGGGGGAUGUGGGGGAGUGGGGGGGGGGGUGGGGGGGGGUGGGGGGGUGGGUGGGGGGGGGGGGUGGGUUGGGGUUGGGGGGGGUGGGUGGGGGUGGGUGGGGAGUGGGGGGGGCGGGAGGGGGGGGGGGGUGGGGGGUGGGGGGGGGGGGGGGGGGGGUUGGGGGGGUGGUGUGGGGGGGGGUGGGGGGGGGGGGGGGGAUGGGGGGGGGUGGUGGGUGGUGGUUGUGGGGGUGUGGGGGGGUGGCUGGGGGGGUGGGGGGGUGGGGGGGGGGGUGGGGGUGUGGGUGGGGAGUGGGGUUGGGGGGGGGGUGUUGGGGGGGGGGGGGGGGGUGGGGAGGGGGGGGGUGGUGGGGGGGGGGGGGGGGGGGUUGGGGGGGGGGGGGGGGGGGGGGUGGUGAGGGGGUGGGGGGGGUGGGUUGUGGGGGGGGUGGGGGGGUAGGGGGGGGUGGGGGGGUGGGUGGGGGGUUGGGAUGUGGUGGGGAGGGUUGGUUGGGGGGGGGGUGGGGGGUGGGGGGGUGUGGGGUGUGGUGGGGGGUAUGGUGGGGAUGUGGGGGGGGGGUGGAUGGGGGGGGGGGGGUUGGGGGGGGUGUAGGAGUUGUUGGGGGGGUGGGUGGGUGGGGUGGGGCGGUGGGGCUGUGUGUAGGGGGGGUUGGUGGGGGGUUGGGAGGGGGUUUGUGGGUGGGGGGGGGGUGGGGGGGGUUGGGGGUUGGGGGGUGUGGGGUGGGGGGGGGUUGGGGUGGUGGGGGGGGGGGGGGGGGGGAGGGUGGUGGGUGGGGGUGGGGGUUGGGGCGGGUGGUGGGGGGGGGUUGUGUUUGGUGUGGGGUGGGGAGGGGAGGGGGGGUGGGGUGGUGGGGAGUGGUGGGAGGGGGUGGGGGGUUUUGGUGGGUUGGGGGUGGCGGUGGGGGUGGGUGGGUGGAGGGGUGGGCUGUGGGGGUAGUGGUGGGGGGGGUGGGUUGGUGGGUGGGUGAGGGGGGGGGAGGGUGGGGGGGGGGGUUGGGGGGUGGGGUUGGGUGUGGGGGGGGGGUGGGGGUGGGGUUGGCUUUUGUGGGUGUUGGUUGGGGGGGUGGGUGGGGGGUGUGGGGGGGGGUUGGGGGGGGGGGGGGUGGGGGGGGGGUGGUGUGGGGGGGAGGGGUCGGGGGCUGUCGAGAGAUUGUUGGCGUGGGGGGGUUGGUGGGGGGGUGGGGUGUGUGUUGGUUGGUGGUGGGGUAUGGUGGGGUGGGGGGGGGAGGGGGGGGUGGUGGUGGUGUGCUGGGGGGGGGGGUGAGCGUGGGGGUAGGUGGGGCGGACGAGGGUGUGGAGUGGUGGGGGGGGGUGGGGGGGGGGGUGGGUGGGGAGGUAUGCGGGGGGUUUGGUGGGGUGGUGGUGGUGGUGGUAGGGCGGGUGUUGGGGGGGGAGGGGGGGGGGGGGGGGGAGGGGGGGUUGGGGUGUGGUGGGUGGCGGGGUGGGGGGUGGGUGAUGGGGGGUGGUGUUGGUGGGGGCGGGGUUGUGGGGUGGGGGGGUGGGUGGGGGGUGUGGGGGUGGGGGGUGGGAUGGGGGGGGGUUGGGGGGGGUGGGGGGGGGGUUGAUAUAGGUGGGUGGGGUUGUGUGGGGGGGGUUGGGGGGUGGGAUGGGAGGGGGGGUGGUUGGGGGGGGGGGGGUGGGGUGAGGGUGCGUGAGUUGGGGGGGGGGGGGGGGUUGUGGGGGUGGGUGGGUGGUGGGGGCGUGUGGUGGGGGGGGGGGGGUUGGGGGGUGGAGGUGGGGGGGAUUGUGUGGUGGUUGGUAGGGGUUGGGGGGGGGGGGGGUGGGGGGGGAGGGUGGGGGGGGGGAGGGUGGGGGCGGGGGUGUGGUGGGGGGCGGGGUGGGGGUGGAGGGGGGUGUUUGGGGCUGGGGGGGGUUGGGGGGUGGGGGGGGGGGGUGGGGGGGGUCGGGAGGGGGGAGUUGUGGGGGUGGGGAGGGGGGGGGUGUUGUUGGGGGGGUGUGGCGGGGUCUGGGGGUGGGGGGGGGGGGGUGUUGUGGGGGGGGGUGGGGGGGGUUGGUGGGGGGGGGGGUUGGGUUGGUGUGGGGGGAGUGGGGGGGGGGGGUUGGGGGGCGGUUUGA
Messenger RNA from Knipowitschia caucasica, 2892 nucleotides. NCBI's taxonomy places the organism in Eukaryota, Metazoa, Chordata, Actinopteri, Gobiiformes, Gobiidae. The record is from the annotation of a GenBank genome assembly.